CUCACUAUCUUUCAUCACAGUAACCUGUUUCACAUUGCGGUAUCUCACUAUGAUGUCGUCAGAUCCUUCGGCGUUGAAACCCAGCAAACGAGCGCGAACGCAACGCAGCAUCAGUUCAACGUUGUCGGCUGAUCCAAAGUCUCGAGCAGACAUCUCGUCGAGGACUCAGGAAAUGAACCAAAGGGCGAAAGAUGGUGCUCCCCUGAGCGAGACGGAACUGAGAGAUGUCAUCAACUCAGUCCAAAACGUCUAUCCUUCGGAAACCGAUAUGAGCUGGGAAGAUUUGCGCACCGUUCUGAAGGAUGUGGCCCAUCUCUCACACAAGGACUGGGCCGUUACAGGAAACAACGCCAAGCGUCUCGGCGAAAAGUUGCUCCAAGAUGGCGUGUCAAAGAGUUCGCGCCAAUUGCUCGAACGUAUUUUGACGGAAGGAAAGUGGGACGAAGGAGCGAAGUACGCCACCGAGCGUCCUGAUUCUGUGCAGCCCUGGGCAGUUUUGGUUACGGGAGUGAACGGGAUUCGAAAAACGACUAGUAUAUACCAGACGUGGUUCCCCAAUCUCUUGGGAGAGGCGCUCGUGGCACCAGAUGGUGCUAAAACGCAUUUUUCGAACCAGGUUUUGCCAGUAGGGUCCAAUUCAUUCUUCCGCCAGUUGGAUCACAUGAUCGCCACACUCUGCAACGAAGAUUUUGGGCUCCUUUACUCCAUGACGUCAGAACUCCUGGACGAACAAAUGCUGAAGGAUCCUCCGAGAGAUGUCAUCAAGAAGUACUCUGAUCUAAAGGCGGCCAUCUUUACUCGCUACAGAACGCUUGCCGAACUUUUGGGAGCUCUUCUACUGACCGAAGCGCAGCUUGUGAAGUCAAACUGUAUGAUGGAGACUUCUGGUCGAGACGUAGCAAUGUUCAACUACGUGGAUCACUUCUUUCCGAAGGGAUACAGCAAACUUGCUUUGCACUUUACGGUAAACGACUUAUCUCAGGCCAAGGAAUCCGUGGACCAACGUAUGGUACGCGAAAUACAAACAGGAAUUAACGCAGUGAAAAAAGAAUCUGUUUUCGAUAUUAUAAAUGCCAAUGCUGGUGGGCCGUACGGAUCGGAAGUCCUAGAAGGGAUCCAGCGUGAUUCUGACAAAGUAUGGAAUACGGUAUUGGACGGCAGUGCAGGAGUCGGAAAGGAUUGGUACAAGGCUACGAUUCGAAUCAAUGCGAAGGCAAAUGAACCGUGGACUGCUCAGGCUGUAAAGCCUGACGGAAGCCUUGGCGCAGAAUUCGUAUUUGAAAAGAGCCCUAGCUUUUGA
Phaeodactylum tricornutum CCAP 1055/1 is the source of this 1300-nucleotide messenger RNA. RefSeq lists its product with no specific name. NCBI's taxonomy places the organism in Eukaryota, Bacillariophyta, Bacillariophyceae, Surirellales, Neidiaceae. Bases 50 to 1300 code for a protein of 416 amino acids. The transcript has a single exon. The record is from RefSeq and is a predicted model, not a curated record.